GCGUUGUCUGAGUAACCUAGCCGCUGGGUUUGUUCCUUCACGGCUGAUCCCAGGUUCUCACUUGUCGCCACCCUUCCGUAGUUCACUGGCCUGAUGGCGGCGGCUGCACCGAUGGGCCAGGCGCAGGUUCACAUGAACUCAGAAGUUAUUAUGGACCAUAUACAGGUGAGGGGAGAAUGUCCAUACUCUCACAGAUCCCACCCCACCCAACAUGCUCUCCAGGAUUGUGGUGUUAUAUAGAACACUUUCCUGCUACUCUCCGAUCUCUUGGGUCUGAGGACUCUGGAGAAGCCCCAAGCCCAGGGUCCUGAGUCUGGGCCAGGGGUUUUAUGGAGGGGUUUCCAUUUCUGCCAACCACUGGAAUAUGGUUGGAAGGUUGUUCCAGGCACAGGAACCAGUCUGUGCAAAUACUUAGAGGGGCAGGUGAACUUUGAGGACGUGUUCGUGUACUUCUCCCAAGAGGAGUGGGUGCUCCUUGAUGAGGCUCAGAGGCUCCUGUACCGUGAUGUGAUGCUGGAGAACUUUGCACUUAUGGCCUCUCUGGGUUGUUGGCCUGGAAUGAAGGAUGAAGAGAUACCUUUUGAGCAGAGCUUUUCUAUAGGAUUGUCACAGAUCAGGAUUCCUAAGGGAAGUCCUUUUACUCAGAAGGCUUACCCCUGUGGGACAUGUGGCCUGGUCUUAAAAGACAUUUUGCACUUGGCUGAGCACCAGGAAACACACCCAGGGCAGAAACCAUACAUGUGUGUCCUGUGUGGGAAACAGUUCUGGUUUAGUACAAACCUUCACCAGCACCAGAAGCAGCACAGUGGAGAGAAACCCUUUAGAAGGGAAAAGAGCAAGGCCUUUCUUGUGAACAACUGCCCUGUCCAAUCAUCAGAGAUGUCUUUUGUGACAGAGGCUUGUAAGGACUUCCUAGCCAGCUCAGGCAUUUUCCAGCACCAUGUCCCUCACAAUGAAUGGAAGCCACACAGCAGCACCAAGUGUAAGGAGGCCUUUCACCGUGGAAAAAGGCAUUACAAAUGCAGUGAAUGUGGGAAAACCUUUAGCCGCAAAGACUCACUCGUUCAACACCAGAGAGUCCACACUGGAGAAAGGCCUUAUGAGUGUGGUGAAUGUGGGAAAACCUUCAGUCGCAAACCCAUACUUGCUCAGCACCAGAGAAUCCACACUGGAGAAAUGCCUUACGAGUGUGGCAUUUGUGGGAAAGUUUUUAAUCAUAGUUCUAACCUGAUUGUACAUCAAAGAGUACACACUGGAGCAAGGCCUUACAAGUGCAGUGAAUGUGGGAAAGCCUAUAGCCACAAGUCUACACUUGUUCAGCAUGAGAGUAUCCACACUGGAGAAAGGCCUUAUGAGUGCAGUGAAUGUGGAAAGUACUUUGGUCACAAAUACAGACUCAUUAAACAUUGGAGUGUUCAUACUGGAGCAAGGCCUUAUGAGUGUAUUGCAUGUGGAAAGUUCUUUAGCCAAAGCUCUGACCUUAUUGCACAUCAAAGAGUUCAUAAUGGUGAAAAGCCUUAUGUGUGCAGUGAAUGUGGAAAAGCCUUUAGCCACAAACAUGUCCUCAUUCAGCAUCAUAGAAUUCACACUGGAGAAAGGCCAUAUAAGUGCAGUGAAUGUGGGAAGGCCUUCAGGCAGAGAGCUUCCCUCAUCCGACAUUGGAAAAUUCACACUGGAGAAAGGCCUUAGGCUGGAAGAUAGAUACUCCAUUUUUUUUGUUUAACAUAAUAACUGACCCCAGAGAGAAGCGCCAAGAGUAGCAGUCUUUAUGUGUAGCCAGUAGCCAAAAGUAGAACUUUAUACACUCAAACACUCACUCUAGGGAGGUUCUUCUGAGUGCCAGCUAUAUGGGAAGCUUUCUGGAGCUAUGCUGAAUUUUCUAGACCCUUGCUGGAAUUUCAUCAAGGUAGUGCCUCUGAUAGAAGCCAUCUGUCUUUGUGCUGGAAGAGUCCUGCAUUGUGCAAAAGUAACCCUAAUGUGCUUCAAAAGGCAGGCCUCUGUGCUUCUCCCUUCCCUUGAGGGAAUCAUCAGUAGCCUGUGGCCAUCAAGGAUUCUCACUUUUAUCUGCCCCACAACUGGUUGAAGCAUGAGCAUGACCCAGUUUUAGCCAGAAAGAUAGGAGCUUUGUUCUGCUGACCACUAGCAGAGGGUUCCCUUCUUCAUGGAUAUGGUUGAUCUCACAUGGCACUUCUGAUUGAUUUGUCCGGGCUCUAAGACAUCUAAUCUGAAAUUGGCUGCCUCAUAUUCUGGUUUUGCAACAAAUGCCUUAAUUUUUAGACUACCAUAAAUCUUGGGGAUUCUGUUCGCUAUGUGGGUUAGGUUUAGAACAGAAUUGGGCUAAGCCAGUAUGAAGGGAUGAACAGCUUUUGUGAGAGCUCCAACUAUUUGUAUCUCUGAGGUGAUAGUAGGAUGGCAAAGAAUAUCUCUUGUUCUACUGUCAGCCUAACUUGCUUUGCUGCUUAAGGAAAGAAUGCCAGUCUUUGCAGACCUAAUCUUUUGGUCUGUAUGUCAGGAUUUUUGCGUAAUUGAGGUCACCCUAAGCAGUGGGCAUUUGUUGUGAUAAUCUCUGCUGUAUCUGGGAGCAACGUGAAUUAGGUCCCUUUUCCCCAGAAGAUAUUUCUUAUUCUCAAGGCUUCUUAAGGAGAAUUUGAACUCAUGGGACCUGUCAAGGUCUCUGAAAUCUGUUUUUCAGUAGGAAGUUGACACUGGCUGUCCUCCAAAAGGCCCAGGUAGGAAUCAUAAUUGGUGCAGAGACCCAAAUUAUUAAGGGGAUGGGAAAACUGCAGCAAACCGUAAGGAAUAUGACCCUUCUAAAGGUACAUCCACAUGUGUUUCCAUUACUCUGGCUCUACUAUGAGGGUUUACAGAAAUAUUCCCAUACCUGUGUCUCUUAUGGCUAAGAUUACUGUCCAGAAGUCAGUCUAAACAUUUUUGCAAUAAACUGCACAUAUUUACAGUG
Molecule: messenger RNA, 2959 nt
Organism: Cebus imitator (Panamanian white-faced capuchin)
Lineage: Eukaryota; Metazoa; Chordata; Mammalia; Primates; Cebidae
Gene: ZNF772
Product: zinc finger protein 772
Exons: 4
Coding region: 511-1689 (392 amino acids)
Biological process (GO): regulation of cytokine production; negative regulation of transcription by RNA polymerase II; regulation of immune system process
Molecular function (GO): RNA polymerase II cis-regulatory region sequence-specific DNA binding; DNA-binding transcription factor activity
Source: RefSeq, a predicted model, not a curated record